AUGUUCCGCAACUGUUCAAACAUCGACGGACAGAAUGAUGCAGCCAUGAAGAUUGACAUGACAGCUCCCGUGACGACGCUGGUCAUCCCCGGAGAAGGACCCAACUGUGAGAACAACUUCACCAUGAGCUUCUACGUCCCCGCCGCCCACCAAGACAACCCGCCCACGCCCACCAACCCUGACGUGUACAUCGAAGAGCGACCGGAACUGCACGUUUUCUCCAGGAGGUUCCACGGGUUCGCCAACGACGAGGACUGGAUCGUGAACGCCGCGCAGCUUCACGACGACCUGGUGGCAGCCGGCGAGGAAGGCGUCGACUUCCAGACCUACUACACAGCUGGUUACGACUCGCCCUACGUCAUCAUCGGCCGCAAUAACGAAGUCUGGUUCAUGAAAUGA
This is a messenger RNA of Penaeus vannamei (Pacific white shrimp), 399 nucleotides long. The record is from RefSeq and is a predicted model, not a curated record. Lineage: Eukaryota; Metazoa; Arthropoda; Malacostraca; Decapoda; Penaeidae.